Messenger RNA from Brugia malayi, 1656 nucleotides. RefSeq lists its product as uncharacterized. Lineage: Eukaryota; Metazoa; Nematoda; Chromadorea; Rhabditida; Onchocercidae. Gene Ontology annotation, cellular component: myofibril. The record is from RefSeq and is a predicted model, not a curated record. Gene Ontology annotation, molecular function: tropomyosin binding. The coding region runs from base 1 to 1656 and encodes 551 amino acids. The transcript has 7 exons. Gene Ontology annotation, biological process: myofibril assembly; pointed-end actin filament capping.
AUGACGAUGUCUCAGCGAAACGAUAUGAUGACGGAUGCCGAUUUAAUGGAUGCAAUUCAAGCCCUUGGAGAGCAAGAACAGAACGAUGAAGUGAAAGAAUUAUUGAAGAUGAUGAGUGAUAAUCGUAUAAUAAGUUGGGAAGAAGCGGAACAAAUUAUGGGUUGCAACACGUAUAAAGGCCCUGUCAAAUCUUCAUUACCUCCACAAACCAGGCCUAUGGAGCCAGAUAAUGACACUGAUGUGGACUGGUCAAUACAGCAGUUACAAAUGGAUGACCCAAAACUGAAACAAGUUAAUUUAAACAACAUGAAACGCACACCCAUUCCACAGCUGAAACGACUUUUAUCUGCAAUAAAAAAUAAUACACAUCUGGAGAAAAUAGCACUCGCCAAUAUGGGUUUGUAUGAUAACGAUUGUGAGCCUAUAUUUGAUGUGGUAGCAAGCAAUACUACACUAAAAUCUAUCAAUUUGGAAACAAAUUAUCUUAGUGGUGAUUUUUUUGCGCGUUUAUUUAAAGCAGCUUUAGUAAAUCAGACACUUGAAGAAGUAAAAGCUGUUAACCAGGGUGUUACAUUUGCUACCACAGCUGAAAAGGAGAUCAUCGAUGCGGUAUUUCAAAAUAGAGGCUUGACAAAAGUAUCAAUUAAUCUUCGAUUGCCAGAAGGUCGACAUAAAAUCGAAAACGCAUUAAUUAGAAAUCAAGAAAUAAGAAGAAUACUGAGGCGUCAAGCAGCUGAAGAAGCAGAAGCGAAAAAGAGAACUGAAGAAGUUAAUAAAUUGGUCGUUAAGCCAGAAAUGCAAUCUGGAAAACUUCAGCCGAUGAAACCUGCCAUUUUGGAAAGUACAUUGCAAGCACCACUCGCAAAAAAACAACCACCUCGUAUUGUUGGAAAUUCUGGAAACGAUUCAAUUAAUGCCACUAGCAAUUUAUCGAAGGCACCUUUAACUGAAAAAAACAACAAAUCACUCGGAAAAACAACUGAACCAAUCGAAUCUUUCUCUAGAGUUGAUCCAGUGAAAAUCACAACAUCAAAAAAGACAGGGAUUAAAAGAGCGUCCACAAAAACAAAAAUGAUUGAUACUAAUGUGGACGAAACAUUUGGAAAAGCAAAAUCAAAGAAAACAGUAUCAAAGAAGAUCUCUCUGGAACAAGCAGUUCCGGAAAUAGAGUUAAGUACAGAAGAAGUGCUCAGAAAGCUUUCCCUACCAAGAAAAUCUUCACCUACUGUAAGAGAAAGUUCCGCUCCUUUUGGAACCAAUGAAGCAGCUGCUGCUAUAUCCGCAGAUUCCACUCUUUCAAGAUGGCAAGACAAACCAUGCGAUAAUUUGAUAACGAGCAACAAUGCCAUAAUGCCAGGAGAAGAAGAAACGGACCACACUGUACCAGUGCGAAACAGCAAUCAGCAUUUCGAUAAGAAAUCUGCAGGAUUGGUGAACAGUACUCGAAAUUCUUCUCUAGUCCCUCCAGUUUUUCUUGUUGCUGAACAGAAAAUUGGCUCAGUAAAGAGGAAUUUCUCGAUUCCAUCAAAAAGGAAUUCAACAGAACAAGAGAAAAUUACUGCGAAACUUGAUGAACUGAAAAAAUUUUCACUGCGUUCCAGUCCCUUUAAUCCACCAAUACCAGUUUAUCCUUUGAAAAGAGAAAGUAAUUCAUAA